GCGCGCUGGUUAGGAAGCGGGGGUUCAGAGGUCGCGGGGGCAGAAGGCGGUCCUGCCGCUGGCCUCGUCGCUAUGUAGCUGAGGGGCAGGCGCCCUAGUCCACGUUCUGGAAGGUUCUUGGGCUCGACCACGGCAGUAGCCCUAGGAUUUUUAGUCCUUGACCUCGGGUCCUUGCUGGCCGAGCGGAGUCGCCGCCGCCAUGUUCGGCUGCUUGGUGGCGGGGAGGCUGUUGAGGAACUUAAGCUCAGUUGGCAGUAUAAAGACUCGCCUGAGCUCAGAAAGGGAAUUCGAGGUGCAAACAGCUGCACAGCAAGUGGCAGAGGAUAAAUUUGUUUUUGACUUGCCUGAUUAUGAAAAUAUCAACCAUGUUGUGGUUUUUAUGCUGGGAACAAUCCCAUUUCCUGAAGGAAUGGGAGGCUCUGUCUACUUUUCCUAUCCUGAUUCAAAUGGAAUGCCAGUAUGGCAACUCCUAGGAUUUGUCACGAAUGGGAAACCAAGUGCCAUCUUCAAAAUUUCAGGUCUUAAAUCUGGAGAAGGAAGCCAACACCCGUUUGGAACCAUGAACAUUGUCCGGACUCCGUCUGUCGCUCAGAUUGGGAUCUCAGUGGAGUUGCUGGACAGCCUGGCUCAGCAGACUCCUGUGGGCAACGCUGCUGUCUCCUCAGUUGAUUCGUUCACUCAGUUCACACAAAAGAUGCUGGACAACUUCUACAAUUUUGCUUCAUCAUUUGCUGUCUCUCAGGCCCAGAUGACACCAAGUCCAUCUGAAAUGUUCAUUCCAGCAAAUGUGGUUCUGAAAUGGUAUGAAAACUUUCAAAGACGACUAGCACAGAACCCUCUCUUUUGGAAAACAUAAUUUGAAUAAAAUAAUUUUUAAUGGAUUCUGAAAUUUGUCAUGUUUUGAAGAUAAUGACUAUUUGAAAGCAUGAAGUCAAAAGGAUCCAUGAAGCCUAAGUUUAAAAACUGCUUAGUGACUAUGAAGUUUAAUUAACAUCUUUAUAAAAAAUUAAAAACAUUGAAAAAUGAAAACAUGUUCAUCAUUAAUGACUCCUUUCCCGUAAGCUUAAAAUACUCAAGAGGUAAAACAUUUUGUUUGGGCUAUGAUUCAUGUUUUACUUAAAAAUAAAGCAUAUUCACAAUAGUGUGCCAAA
Cervus elaphus (red deer) is the source of this 1151-nucleotide messenger RNA. It is a transcript of the gene HIKESHI, whose product is annotated as heat shock protein nuclear import factor hikeshi. Gene Ontology annotation, cellular component: cytosol; nucleus. Bases 200 to 856 code for a protein of 218 amino acids. The record is from RefSeq and is a predicted model, not a curated record. NCBI's taxonomy places the organism in Eukaryota, Metazoa, Chordata, Mammalia, Artiodactyla, Cervidae. Gene Ontology annotation, molecular function: nuclear import signal receptor activity; Hsp70 protein binding. Gene Ontology annotation, biological process: protein import into nucleus. The transcript has 6 exons.